AUGGAGACCUUACUUGCAGCCUGCUGGUGCCUUCGUCUCUGCCGUUUUAUCAUCUUCACGGAACAUCAACGCAUCAACUUUCUUCGGGAAAAAUUCGCGUGCUUCCUCUACUGCCCGCGGGUGCCUGCCAACUACGACCAAUCUUCUGGGGCGAAUGCGCCCAGCUCAUCAUCCUGCAUGGAGAGCGUGAAAGACAUUCCCCAGACGCCACAGGUCCCGUCAGCCGCCCCACACUGGGUGGUGCGUACAUUUCCAGUAAUCGAUCACGGGCAUGGGGAAGCGGCGUGCAAAGUUAUGAUCGAGGUCGCCUUUGGGGAGCCGUUCCAGCAACAAAACCUGUACAUCUCUGAGCACGGCAUGGAGAUUGUCCAGGCGACUGCGUGCAUUUUCAACAUCUCGAUGAGCGACACCGCGGGCAGGCGGUACGAGAAGGCGUACAGGCGUGCGACAAAGCUUACCGACCUGCUGGAGGGGCUGAACCCAGCGGAGCCACUUCCAGAGUUUUGGGGCUUCCCGCACGUAACCACCAGGAGCAAGAAGACGAUUGGAAGGUGUAAUUGGGAAGCCCUGAUGAAGAUGGAAGCGCCCAAGAACCUGCCAAAGUUCUUGAAGAAGAUCACGCUGACAUUUCCAAGGUCCAAGCUCCUCGCGCUCCAAGGCCCUUCCGUCAUCUUCCAGCUCAACCCCCCGCCCACAGAGCCGCCGCAACAUCCCCACCCCUGUCGUCAACAAACGGAAGAGAACGAGACCGGGGAAGAAAUUGACCCCCGGGAAGCACAAGUAGCUCCAUCUUCGGCAGAUUGUUCAGUGUCUCCCGUCUCGAACCGUCAACCGGAGCCCCUCACGCAAGAGCCGGAAUACUACCCCAUUGAGCAUUUUGAGCCGGCCGCGUCGUCCACGAACGAGAACGCAGAGGCCCUGGAUCUGGUCGCGCCAGUCACUUCGUGCCCGGGGGACUGUACUGAGCAAGAAAUUCCGGAGCACCUGCCAAGUAUCAGCGAAGACCAGGGGCGGUUUGAAACGCACGAGGAGGGUGAAGCCGCGGAACAGCAUCCCGGUGCUGCAGCGCAUUCUAUGGACACGGACGUGGCGGCUGACGUCAGCAGAGCGCGCUCCGGUUCUUCCGGAAGCAGCCCGGCGCAGGAGGCGGGCAAGAGGACGAAGCGAGACCUUGCGGGAGGGGUUCAGGUGGAGAAUGGGCGACAAAACGGGGCCGGCGAGGGGGGCGGCACAAUCCCCAGGACGGCGGCCGAACCACUCGCAUCAUUAAACCCGAACGAGAAGAACCCUGGAAAGGAACCCGAGGCGGGGGUGAGAAAUUCCGGGGGCAAAGAGAACACGCCAGCGUCCGAAACGGACCCGCACCCGAGCCAACACUCACUCGGAGAAUCGGGGUGUGCUGACGUCAGCAGAAGCCUGCACGAGUCGGGGUCCCUCGCAAGCGCUGCCGGGGACUUGGGGGCGUCUCAGCGGAACGCGAUCGUGAACGACCGGGUCGCCGGGCUGGGGUCCACAGGGGGCAGCGCGACGGUCACCGAGGUUUCUAGCGGGGAGGAUCCGUAUGAGGCGUUCAAGCCGCAGGCGGACGCACGAGAGCGGGUAUUGAACGGGGCCUUUCCGGCAACUAACCCGUCUCAAGAUCCGCUAUCGCCAGCUGGCAGCUCUGUGGGGGGCACUUCAGGCGCGGAAAUCUACCCCCCUCCGCCAGCGGGCUCUCCGUCGCCUCCCCCUCCGCCCCCGGCCGACGAAGUGCUGAGCCCCUCCGAGUUGCUACAGCGGGGCAUGGACGAGAUGUCGGAGCGGGUUAUACACGAGAUGAUGUAUCACCACUCGGCUGGGAAGGACCCGGCAAAGCGGCGCCUCUUGAUGGAAAGAAUCAUGUUUGCGGAGCCGCAGGCUGUGGAGCGCAUGUCCCGGUGUCUCUUCCCCGCCCCGCAGCCCACCGCCUCUCCCGCUGCGCCUCUCAGGCUGGGAGGGAAGUUCUUCGACCUCAAUACCCACCUUACGCAGCUCACGUUCCGACUGUGCCAGACGAUCGUCGAGCAAUCCGCACGGGGGACGCUGGGGACGGUGCGCAAUACCGUACACGUGGACGAUCUGUGGGGCUGGAUGAGCUUCCUUCCGCCGGAGGCCCUCCACCACUUCUGCACCGGGUCGAAGGUCGUCGUCACCAACGAUCCCGUGGGACUGAUCUACCGCCUUCGUCACAUGGACGCCCACGGUGGAACUCAUCCAUGCCUGAUCAUCAUUGGCGACGGGAGCUCCCUCACGUGGCCCGUCUGGAUCUUCCGGCAGCUCGGCAAGCGGGUCGCACGCUCGAUGCUGGCGCUGUACCGUGCGAUCCGGCUCCCGCUCCCCCUCCCCGCGCACGUCUUCACGGAGCAGGGAAACGACCCCGCGGUGCAGGGGUCGUAUGAGAAGGUGAUGGAGGCCUCGGAGAACGGCCAGCUCUGGGAGUUCCUGGAGAUGGUGCGAGGGCUGCCGCUCGCCCCCGGAGCGACGCUCGUCACCUGGUGGGGGUACGAAGCCGUACUAGCGAAAGAAAGGGUGUCCUCGGUCGGCAGGUGCCAGUUUUUCCGGGACUAA
Molecule: messenger RNA, 2586 nt
Organism: Klebsormidium nitens
Lineage: Eukaryota; Viridiplantae; Streptophyta; Klebsormidiophyceae; Klebsormidiales; Klebsormidiaceae
Source: the annotation of a GenBank genome assembly